Asparagus officinalis (garden asparagus) is the source of this 537-nucleotide messenger RNA. RefSeq lists its product as uncharacterized. NCBI's taxonomy places the organism in Eukaryota, Viridiplantae, Streptophyta, Magnoliopsida, Asparagales, Asparagaceae. The transcript is spliced from 2 exons. The record is from RefSeq and is a predicted model, not a curated record. Bases 1 to 537 code for a protein of 178 amino acids. Gene Ontology annotation, molecular function: enzyme inhibitor activity.
AUGAAGGUCUUCGCCUGCAUCUCCGCCGCUUUCCUCCUCCUUAGCAUGUACUCAGUAGGGGCCACCCUUGAAGCAACAUGCAAGCAAGUAACAUCUCCACCAGUACAUGGUUUUGACUUCGAUUUCUGUAAGACAAGUCUUCAGGUUGUUCCAGGAAGUGAAAAAGCCGACACUCUAGGUCUUUCCCUUAUAGCAGCAAGCUUAGCGCUCGCCAACUUCAUGCACAACCAGGCCAAGGCCACGGAGCUGCUGCGGGACAAGAAUUUGUCCAAGCCGACCAGAAAUAUUCUCACCGACUGCCAAAGAUUCUACAGCGACGACGCCGAUGACCUUAAGAGGGCCAUCGAAGCGCUCAAGUCCGGCAAGUUUAAUCUCUCGGACAUUAAAACUUAUUUGGUUAAUGCAUCGGACGAUGUCGAGACGUGCAUUGAGAGCUGGGAGGAUUUGGACCAAAAGUCACUGAUGCCUAAAGAAGAAGACGAUGCCGAGAAAAUCAGCAGGCUUGCGCUCGCUGUUACCGCUUUGCUUCGUCCAUGA